Molecule: messenger RNA, 4156 nt
Organism: Protopterus annectens (West African lungfish)
Lineage: Eukaryota; Metazoa; Chordata; Ceratodontiformes; Protopteridae
Product: zinc-binding protein A33-like
Exons: 6
Coding region: 24-1532 (502 amino acids)
Molecular function (GO): protein binding; zinc ion binding
Source: RefSeq, a predicted model, not a curated record
CUAAAACACACUGCAGAUCCACUAUGGCUGCUUCUCUUUUAGGAUCAGUGGAUUUUAUGGAGGAUUUGGUCUGUGCCAUUUGUCUAGAAGUGUUUAAGCAGCCGGUGAUUCUGGAUUGUGGCCACAAUUACUGCAAGUCUUGUAUUGAUGGUGUUUGGAAGAGUGAAGGUACCCCAAAAUGCCCAGAGUGUCGAGUUGUAUGCCGUGAGAAGAAAUACACUUUCAAUCGAUUACUCUGUAGAAUGUCAGAAAAAGCUUGUAGCCUGGACCUGGAGCAAACUGAGGACAGAAAUAAUUUAAGUCUUAGAGUGACACAGUUAGAUUUACAUGCAGAGAGAGAUAUCCAUCUGUGUGAAGUACAUAAGGAGGGGCUGAAACUGUUUUGUGAAGUGUGUGAAAGUCCAGUUUGUGUUAUUUGCAGAGACUCAAAGAAGCACAUUGGUCAUAAUUUUCUACCAAUUCAAGAGGCCGAACAGCAGCUGUUACAGAAAUACAAGAAGGAGCUUAAACGUAUAUCUUUAAUACUUGAAUCCCAACUGAUGGACCUCAGAACCCAACAGAAAACACAAGAGCAGAAGAGAAUCGAUACUAAGAAUGACACCCGUGUUUUGGAGCAACACAUUUCCUCCGAGUUUGCCAAAAUGCACCAGUUCCUCCAUGAAAAGGAAGAACAUCUGAUCCAGCUGCUGAGGGAUGAGGAGACACUGAUCCUUAUGGCGGUAGAGGAUAGCCUGGAAAAACUGCAACAGGAGAUGGAUGUCAUCCAGAGGACGUUUAGUGAUAUCCAGGCACUGCCGUGUGGACAAGAGUUGGGCAGCAUUGCUCUAGUUAAGGCUGCAAGAAAUGUCAUUAAAAAGAGCCAUAAAGAGAUGCCAGAGAAUGCUGAUUUUGAAGGCAAGGCUGUGUCCUAUAACCAGAGAUUGGGAGUGUUUCGAGGCCCUCUACAGUAUAGUGUUUGGAAGGAAAUGAAAUCUAUUAUUAAUCCAGUACCAUCUUCACUUUUGCUGGAUCCUGAAACUGCAAACAGCCACCUUACUAUUUUUGAAGACCGUACUGCAGUGAGCUACAGUUCUACCCGUAAGCAGUAUUCUGACAACCCAAAGAGGUUCUUCGGUCAGCUUGCUGUGCUCGGAUGUGAGGGAGUCAGGACUGGAAAACACUACUGGGAAGUGGUAGUAAAGAACAAGAACGAAUGGAGCAUGGGCGUUAUCAACGAAUCUAUCGAAAGGAAGUUUAGCCCACAGAAGAAACCUGAAGAAGGAUUCUGGAACUUGUACCUUAGGGAAUAUGAUGUAUACAAGGCCAUGGCUUCACCCCCUCAAAUUCUCAGCUUGCCUAGGAAACCCCAGAAAAUUGGGGUGUAUUUGGAUUAUGAGGGAGGGCAAAUCUCAUUUUAUGAUGCAGAUGACAUGUCACACCUGUAUACAUUCACUGAUACCUUCACUGAGACAUUGUAUCUGUACCUAAACCCGUGUAAUAAUGAAUUUGCUCCUAACUUGGCCCCCCUGAAAUUGUUUCACUUAAAUCUGUAGGAGCAGUUGAUAACUUCAUUCAUUUAUGCUGGGCAAAACUCUGAUACUGAAGCAUGCUGGGGGCAUUUGGCCUGCAAGCUGCUUCCCUAGAACUAUCAGCUGUUAAACACAGAAGUGCACAGCAUGUUAUAAUCAUUAUGAUUAACUUGUAAAAUAUCCUUUUUGAGCCCUUUCUACUGAGAGCUGUACAGCUGUCGUUAAUCUCUGCCUCUACUUCCCCAGACCUUGCUUUACUUCUAAGUGUCUUGAGUACACAUGGACCUUUGCUACUACUUUCAUUUUCUGUACAAAUGCAUGAAGGCUGUUGCAGAAACCCACCACCCAUUGUAUGAAAAGUUACUUCCUCACAUUUCUCCUAGGUAUGCCUUUCAAUGAUUGUAUCAUGCAUUCAUACCAAUCAGUUCCAUUUUUAUACAACAUAUUUUUGUCAUGUGACUUUAUUUUAUUUAUUUAAAUUAAAUAAAUAAAAGUAAAUGUGACUUUAUACUACCUUUAUUUGAAGAUCUAAUUCAUACAUUGUGCUUUAGUUUCAUUAUAUGCAUCAUGAGAUUCUUUGUGUAUGUGUCACAUUUUUGGAGCAGGUUUAUUACUAUUUCAUGUGCCCUAUCCAAUCUGUUGUCUAUAAUGCUCUAAUGCAUUGCUCAAGAUGGGUGAACUCCAGUUUUGUAUCUGGCAGGGAUCUGGUAGGGAUGCUUCUCUUCUCUUUGUUAAAAUUCUUCUAGCCCUGCCACUUGCUUUAUUAUACAGACUGGUCACAUUAACUUUAUUGGCGAUGAUUACAUGCAAAUUUUACUCCUGCUUAUGUUUAUCAGUUUUGUGGCAUUUGUUGUGUUCCUUACCCCAGAAGUGUGGUUUGUGGGUGGUAGAACUGUUGUAUUUCUUUAUUCUUUAUCUUGGAGUCAUUUAUUAAAGCAUUAGUAAAACGAAGACCGGGCUUAGAUGCUAGAACUUACCACUAUUGUAUGUGACUCUUCAAUUUCACAAGAGUGACUCAUGCACACGAAAACUGGGUACAUCCCCUACAUUUCACAUCAAAAAAUAUGUCCCUGCACUUGUUCAACAGAAUAGUAUUUAAAAUUCCGAUUGACAGUGAUCUCCCAAUAUCAUCUGACCAGCCACGUUCUAGAAGUUCAUAACUUUUUGUAUGAUUUUCUUUAUCGUACCUGCUUUACAUACUGUGCUCAUUACCAGAUUGGUUUAUACUGAGAAUUGGUGGUCUUCCAGGGAUUACUGUAAUCAGUACUCUGCACUUGAUUGUCUUCCACGGAUUACUGUAAUCAUUAUUCCACAUUUGGUUGUCUUCCAUGGAUUACUGUAAUCAGUACUCUGCACUUGGUUGUCUUCCAUGGAUUACUAUAAUCGUUACUCUAUACCUAGUUGUUUUCCACAGAUUACUGUAAUCAUUACUCUACACUUGGUUGUCUUCCACGGAUUACUGUAGUCAUUACUCUACACUUGGUUGUCUUUCAUGGAUUACUAUAAUCAUUCCUCUACACUUGGUUGAGAAUAAAGUUGAUUCUUUGACUUUGUUUCCCUGAUAUUAAUCUGAUAGCUUUUUCUCUUACAAAUCACUACCAGUGCAGUUUCUAGUCGCGUGAUGGCAGAGAUUUUGUGGGUGGAUUUUUGUCUUCUUUUCUUUGCUUUUCUGCAUAUCUGAGUGGCCAUUGCAUUAAUAUGUAAGUAUUGAGGUAUGGGGGAACAAGUCCCCUACAUAAGGGGUUUGCCUUUCUGCAAAAUUUUUUUUUUUUUUUUUUUUUUUUUUUUUUUUUUUUUUUUUUUUGUAUGCUUUGUUGAGUUGUAGCUUUGAUCAGCAUAUAUAGGCCAGCUGAAGCUUCUGUGAUAAUGGAAGUUGCAAUAUUUAUUUUCUCUGUUCAUGUUUAUCUUUUAAACAAAGAUAUUACCACAGUUUAAAAAGGCAUCAGACAGUAAACUGAAGUUUAAAACAAACAAAAAAAAAAGAUGUUCCUAUUUUUAAGGAACUAACACUUGACAACUGAAAGUAGAGUUUGUUUUUAAUGAAAAUUUAGGUUUAAGAAUCUUGAAUUCAUUGGAAGGGUUUGCUUUGAACAUGCCGAGUUCUUCAUUGUAGUUGACCAUUCAUCCUCUGCAGAACACUCUGAAUAGUGUAUCUAUUGUACAUUCAUUACAGAAGAAGAAGACAACACCAAGAGUGGUGCUGAAUGCCCAUGACGAUUGCAGUGAUUUUUGUUAGAAGAGUUAUCAGACAUUGUCCCAAAGGCUGAAACAUUUUCUGCUUGCUUUUAUGUUGAUACUGUGUUUUCAGCAUCUGCUGCAUCUCUUAUACUGGUGGAACAAAUUAUUUAUCUUAUUAAUUCAGUUCAAGACUGAAUUGUUCUUUAAAAAUGACACUACAUUAUAAUCCCUGCUGAGAACCUUUGCAUUGUUUUACUUAUUGCAGAUGAAGAACACUGUAUUUUUUGGCAAUUAAAUAAAGCCUCUGUGUAGCUAAUUUCAAAGGACCAGAAGAAAUGAUAUGCUGUUUCAAGACUUGAUAUUGAAAAAAAUUAAGACAGCCCUCUAUUUAAUGACCGGAGUACCAGUCAGCUGAUUGUUAUACUGUAACAUUAAAAAAUAAAUAAAUCAAAUAUUCAAAGCUUGUCUAA